ACAUUCAAGACAAUUCUCAUUUACAUCUCAUUCACAUCAAUGCCGGUACUAAUUAAGUAGUUUUGCUUUUAGUUUGUGCCACUGCUGUAGACGUAAAAAGUGCGAUAGGCCUACGUGUGCACUAUACAAUGCAAAUAACCUGAAAAACACGCAUUAUUAGCGCACUGCUUAGAGAUUGGUUUCCCCAAAUAUCUCUGCAUCUCCCUCUGACUGUCUCUCUCUCUGUCUCGCUCUCUCGCUGUCUCUCUCUCUCCUCACCCUCCCUUAUGUUGUCGCCGGUGAACGGAAUAAUCCCUCGCCGUCCCCGCUUCACUACAAGCCCGUAUUUAAUUCCCUUAAACCCCCAGCUGCCGUUCUGGUUCCUCUGUGAACACGACAGACUGUGAAGCGCUCUCGGUUAUUAAUAAUUCACCAGCCACUCCACGUCUCCAUCCACGUCCACAGACCAGCCCGACAGCUUCUGCAUGCACGGGCCACGCAGGGGUAGCACAUUUAUUUAUGCAACUAUUCUUUCCUAGGCUGCUUAACACGCGUUAUAAUUUCAUUUGACUUUUUAUGUAAAACGUAAGCGCGUCACCGUUAUUCACGUUGCCAACGUAAAAUCUUAUCUAUUCCGCCUCGCGUACGAUUUCGCAAUAUCCACUUUGCCCAAAAUGACGUCCUCUCCAAAAUAAUUGAUCGUGUAAUCCUUGCACUGAGGAGGAGGAGGAGGUCAUGGAGAUCACCACGAGCAGGUCUCCGGUGGGACGGAUGGAGCACCAAUUCAACCAGCGUCAAUGAGCUGCAACAGCUGAUCUGAAACUGCGCAGGGAGAAAGUUGCAGUCGGCGCGAUCUCGACCGAAGCCGCUGGAGACGCAUUUUACCGACGCAAACCGGAGGGAUUCGUAACGGAGAGAUUCAGUUAACGUUAGGACCGUCCUGUCGAACCUUCUGCGUUGCGACGUCUUCACACAGAGACGCUUGAACUUGCUGAGAGAACGAAACGACCCUCGGAGAUUCCGGCGAAUGUUAACUUUCCGUGCGUAAAACUUGGUCGUUUUGCGCGAUCCACGGGCCCAUCCCGCAAUCCGGCUCUUGUGCUUCCGGUAUCAACGAAGAAAAUCGACUCGUUUGAGUUUCCUCAGGCACCACAGUCUUUUUUUCGGGGGAAAGUUUUUUUAGAGGAGUAAAAUGGGUCUUUGAGACUGUUGGCAAUAUUCCCCGCUCCACAAUGGCUACCGAACCGUUCCUGGUGAAUGAAGAUCCGUCCAGAGGUCCUGGGAUACCGGAGUGCUUCGUCGUAUCCGACUCGUACAGGAAAAAUAUCAGUGUUUGGGACACGGGGGAUGAAUUUCAUCCCUUCAUCGAGGCUUUGCUGCCACACGUCCGCGCCUUCUCCUACACCUGGUUCAACCUCCAGGCCCGCAAGCGCAAGUACUUCAAAAAGCACGAGAAGCGCAUGACAAAGGACGAGGAGCGCGCCGUCAAAGACGAGCUGCUGGGCGAGAAGCCCGAGAUCAAGCAGAAGUGGGCGUCGCGUCUCCUCGCCAAACUCCGCAAAGACAUCCGGCCCGAGUUCCGCGAGGACUUCGUGCUCACCAUCACGGGGAAGAAGCCACCGUGCUGCGUGCUGUCCAACCCCGACCAGAAAGGCAAGAUCCGUCGCAUCGACUGCCUGCGGCAGGCGGACAAGGUCUGGCGUCUGGACCUGGUGAUGGUCAUCCUGUUCAAGGGAAGCCCGCUGGAGAGCACGGACGGAGAACGGCUGAUCAAGUCCCCGCAGUGCUCCAACCACGGCCUGUGCGUCCAGCCGCAUCACAUCGGAGUGUCCGUCAAAGAGCUGGACCUGUACCUGGCCUACUUCGUCCACACGCCAGAAUCCGGACAGUCGGACAACUCCAACCAACAAGGAGAAGCAGACAUUAAGCCUCCGCCCAAUGGGCACUUGAGUUUCCAGGACUGCUUUGUGACGUCAGGCGUGUGGAACGUUGCCGAGCUGGUCCGUGUGUCACAGACACCAGUUGCCACGGCGAGCGGACCAAACUUCUCUCUGGCCGAUCUCGACAGUCCGGGAUAUUACAACAUCAACCUUGGGCGCCGCUCCAUAACGUCCACACCAUCCACCAGGGCUGAGAUGGAGUUGUAUGCCAGUCUCCCUCGGAGUUCCAACAAGCGUAAGUCAAUUGAUGACAGUGAAAUGGAGAGCCCGGUGGAUGAUGUCUUCUAUUCGGGUCGUUCUCCCGCCCCAGGAGCAUCUCAACCCAGCGGAUGGCCCAAUGAUGUUGAUGCAGUGCAGCACCAUUUGGCCAGUAUGCAGGAGAGGAAGAUUAAACAUGAAAACGAAGGCGUGCAGUUUCCUUACCAUGGGCUCUCGUCGCCUGGUUCUCUUAAGAAGCCGGGGAAAUUCGAUUUCAACGCUCUGUCCGGCCAUACGAGGUCUGCCCGCAUGCCGUUCACCCAUCACCCGCUGCCCAUGCUGGCAGGUGGGAGACCAGCAGGAAGUCCCCGCGCCUCAGCUUCCUCUCUGCACUUCCCCUCUCCCUCCAUCAUCCAGCAGUCCAGUCCGUAUUUCACCCACCCCACCAUCCGAUACCACCACCACCCGGGGCAGGACCCGCUCAAGGAGUUCGUGCAGUUCGUGUGCGCCGACGGAUCAGGACAGGCCAGCGGUCAGCCGAACGGAGGCGGCCAGAGCAAAAUGCCGGGCUCCUUCUUGCUUCCUCCACCCCCCCCUGUGGCGCGUCCAGUGCCCCUCCCAAUGCCAGACUCUAAACCCAGCAGCACGCCCCCUGAUGGUGGACUCACCUCACCCACAUCUCCGUCAUACUCCUCGUCAGGCUCCACAGCUCCCAACAGGUUUGUCAGCAUCGGAUCACGGGACAACAACUUUCUGAACAUCCCCCAGCAGACGCAGUCAUGGUUCCUUUGACGAGACCUGCCUGCAACCCGUCAUCACAAUUCGGAAGGUUUAAUAAAAAAAAAGGAAACGUCGUAUUUGAAAAUCCACAGCCCCGCCCUUUUGUGAACACGUUCAGCCCUGUUUAUCUGCCAAUCAUCAGAUGCCCUUUGACCCCGCCCCCCGAAGACCACGCGAGGUCAGGGACUGACACGCACCUCAACGCAAGAACCAGCGGAGCAACUCAACGAAGAGACAAAAUGUUACAAGGCACAAGGAUGUAGUGUACAGUGGCCGAGAAUUGAGUGGUAAACAUUAAGAAAUGACAAAAAUGCACGUUUUGAAAACCCCAACACACUUAAACGUGCUGACGUACACCCCGCAGAUGACACUAAAAGUGUUAGACGCCCAGUCGUUUAGUCUUUUUAAAUCAGCAUUUGGCAGUUGUUUUUUGUUUUUUUUUUUGCUUUCACAGGUAAUAUCUAAAGUGAUCUAAGUUUAAGUACUAAACUAAAUCAAGGCAGAAUUAUUGCACUACAGAAUGCGAAGAGCACUAGUUUGAUGUGCACUAUUGAAGAUGCGAUACAUGGCGAACAUUAUUUGCACAUUUAUGGCGGGAAAAACGAAACUGACACAGCACCCUUAAGCUACACUUAAAAGUACAGUUUAGCCUCAGUGCCAACUAAACACCACAAGGUAAUCUAAUAGGACCAAUAAUGCCGACCAGCAGGCUCACGGACCCCAUUUUCAAAUUGUGUUUUAAAGUUUUGAGGUCGUUCCCACUUUCAUGUGGGGAGAAAUGUGUGGUGUUAUCAUUGUCGUGUUUGUAGAGCCCCAGAUAAUCACUUCAUCGUUUGGAUUUAUCAGUUUCUCUUUCAAUCGGAGCCAUCUAGAUUUUUCGCAAAAAUUCGAAUCAAAAUAAUUUCCACAAAUAAAUACGGCUCCAGAGACAUAUCCACUUCCGUGUAUUGUUUACUUAAAUGUUUACGCUCACAGAAGUUCCAAGAACACGCAGUGUGUCUGCGGAGGGAACGAAUGUGAUAUUAUUUCAUACUGUUCUUUUAAAUUGUAUCUUUCAAGAUGUUUUAAUUCGGUAACAUUUCGGUAUGGCCGUUAAAAGCGCACGCGCACAUUCGCAUUCGAACUAUAAAGGGAAGCAUUACUGCAGGGCAAUCGUCAUUCGUCUGUACAUAAAUAUUCCCGUGGAACGACCGCAGGUGACGUCACUAAAAACAUCGUUGAUUUUUUUUACCUGUAAACUGCAAUCUCACAAAAUAACUGGACUGCCUGACCAUGUAUCUCAGCGCAGGGAAGCGCCGUUGCCGAAAGGCGGCCGUGUCAACGGUUUAGUCGAAAACGAACGCGAGAAUUACGACGGCAAUGGUCUUUUCUUUUCUAAGCAAAGGAAGUGCCUCUGUAUUCCCAUUAUGCAAUUUGUUAAACAUGAAUUCAGGUUAUUUUCUUGCAUAUAAGCUAUAGAGGAGCGUGAAAUUUUUAUGGAAAAAAAACAAGUGUCAGCUUACUAGUUACAAACAUCUUUAUAUAUACAGGAUAUAUCCAUAUAUAUUUAUAUAUACAUUUUUUCGUUUUUCCUUUUUUGCCUAAUAAGCUCAGUGGCAGUCUAGUUAUUUUUUGAAGUAUGACAUGAGUUAUCAUAAAUCCGUUCAGAAGUUCAGUCCCAUAACCCCGUUCUGCACUCAUAGGGAAUAGUGUUCGGCAAAAUCGGCGGAAAUAUGCGAUUUCUGCAGAAACCGUUACGGAUAGUGUAGAGACAGGAAGUGUUUGUUGUUGCAAAAUGAAAAAAAAAGUGUGUCGAAUGAGCCACGUGCAAUGCCUUGAGUAGAAACUGUGUUUGUGAGUAUUAGGGUGUACAGGAAAACCUAGCGGUAAAAAAACGUCUAUUCUAGUCAAGUCCCACGCGCCCGGGACUCUAAAUGAAAGGGCGGAGAGCGCGAGAGUAAAGCGUAAGUUUUGGGAAUUUGUUUUGUAAUAUUUCUUUUUCUGCUUUUUUAAUGUUUAUGUGUAAUGGUUUGUUCUCCAAAUUUAGGAGGGCUGAUGAGGCAGUUCGUCAGAAUAUAUCACUAAAUGAAACAGGUGCUUUUUAUGGAUUAAAGUACAUUCUCUAUUAUACGUAAUGAUGCGACAAACGCAAUUGUUAUCUUAAAAGAACUUUUAGGAGAAAUGUUCAUUACUCUUUUUUUUGUAUUUGAGAAGGGGGAGGGGGUUCAUUUUGACCAAGGCUGUGACAAAAGGCAUUUUCCCUCCAACCAUUCCGAAAGGAGUUGACGGGAAAUGUCCUGAUAGGUCAUUGCUGAGGUUUUACGACGAGCUGAAAAUGAGAUUUUUGUUCACACAUGUAAUCAUAUAUCAUACUAUGCAUUCCAGUUUUGUAGGACUUCCAUGCUUUGGGUCGCCGAAUAAUGAACCGCCGUAGUCCUUAACAAACUUGAACUUUGCUGGUAUUUUGUGUAUGUGAAAAAUUUCGAGAUCCUUGAAAAUAUGACAAGAUCUUCCCUGUUUAUGGGAGAGGCAUUAACACAGCACAGAUCAACUACUUUGUAAGCCCAUGUAAGCUAGAAACAGAAAUUCGGGAGGCGUGAUGUGAAUUAUUUUUAUUGGUAGCUAUAGCUAAUAAUUGAUUGAAAACAAUCAAGAAAUGUCCAGGUCCUAUUUUACCCUAAAACCAGAACAGAAGUAAUACUUCAAUUGUCAUAAAAACGCAAAAUAAGGCCUGGACGUUAGAGAUUCAACCCAACGGAGUCCGCAGCCAAUCAGAGCGAGGCACGACGAAUAUGUAACGGUUUGAACCCCUCCCCCUCUGAAACCCACCACAGCAGCCCUACUCGACCUGUGUAAAAAUGACUCUCAGUAUUUGUUAUGUGAUUUAGUGUUAGACUCAGAGCAUCAUAAAGGUCGUCCCUAAAAAGUGCCUUUUGUUCACAGACUCCAUCUUGUAAACCCGAGUGGCCAUCUUAAAAAGAAAAAAGACCCCUCGUUCGAUCUCCUGCAUCUUCUUCCGCGAGUUCUUCAAAGCAGUAUAUAUAGUACUAAAGCAAAUCGGUGUGACUUAGUUCCUCUUUUUAUCGUUGAAUAAUUAAGAAAACUGUACAAAAAACGACAAAAAAAUCCGUCUUUCUGUCUUGCUUUUUCUUCCUCUGUAAUCUUGUCUUUUGCUUCCUUUGGACACUGGAGUAGUAGUUGCAUAGCCAUCUCCCUUUCCCGCGGCCCUUCUUUCUAAACGGGAGGGCUUUAAAAUAAUAAAAGAGUAAUAAAAAAGCAAAAAAAAAAAAGAUGAAAUGUUGUCUGAGCAGAAUGCAUUUAGCUCACAUGUUAUUCCUGUCUGUACGCUUCACCUUGUAUUCAUACCGAUCUUUCGCUUGUCCAUUGAACAGUUAAUGUAUGUGAACAAUUUUGCGCCGGCGGGCUCUGGUGGGCUGUUUGCUGGAGAAACCCGUCCGACAGAGACCGACGGCUGAGGUAGAAUAGAUAAGUUUGCGGUUCUUUUUUUUUAAUCUAUUUAUUUCUUUUUUCUUACCAAAUUGAAUUUGAUUCGCUGUGAUCUGUUUGUAUUGACGAUGCACCUUUGUAAUGGUUGUACGAGACCAGAUAUUUAAACUAUUGUUAAAAAGUUCCUGUUGAGACGAAGCACCUUAUCGGAACGGUUACAGCCCAGGGAAACACUCAAAAAAACACAACCGAGCCGAACGUUUAGACCAAAGUGAUGCAUGCCACAAAACGUGACCGAAAUUUGAAAAACUCACCAGCAAAGACCAAUACGGGCUUAACAACGACAGCAUGCUUCCUACCACAAACGAAAUUCUGUUAAGCCAACGUACACAUUGCCCACUAUUAUUAUUAGUAAAGCCAAAUUGACAUUUGGCACAGUCAGAGAACAUUGACCCUCCCUGGUACUAAUCGUCCUUUUUAUUAUUUUCUUUGACGUAUUUUCGUUUUUGUACUCUUUUGGAUGUGUUUAGAGUAGAAUGAACCCUCGGCAGCGUCGGUCCUGUUCGGACGUCCACGAGCAGCAUCUCUCUCAGCAGACACGCCCCCCCACAGGCCGCGGUGAAAUGCAUGUGUUGAUUACAAUUUCUUUUCCAUAAUAAGAAAAGCAGUUUGAAAAGAACAGCGCCUUUAACUGUUUGAAUAAAAGGAUGUUCUUGACUGUAAA
This is a messenger RNA of Triplophysa rosa, 7047 nucleotides long. RefSeq names its product nuclear factor I/Xb (gene nfixb). The coding region runs from base 1212 to 2909 and encodes 565 amino acids. Gene Ontology annotation, molecular function: RNA polymerase II cis-regulatory region sequence-specific DNA binding; DNA-binding transcription factor activity, RNA polymerase II-specific. Gene Ontology annotation, cellular component: nucleus. The record is from RefSeq and is a predicted model, not a curated record. The transcript is spliced from 15 exons. Gene Ontology annotation, biological process: regulation of transcription by RNA polymerase II. Lineage: Eukaryota; Metazoa; Chordata; Actinopteri; Cypriniformes; Nemacheilidae.